Molecule: messenger RNA, 1608 nt
Organism: Serendipita indica DSM 11827
Lineage: Eukaryota; Fungi; Basidiomycota; Agaricomycetes; Sebacinales; Serendipitaceae
Source: the annotation of a GenBank genome assembly
AUGGACCCACUUUUCCACCGUCCAACGCCCGACGAAAUCUGCCUCAUCCUCGGCCAAAUUGCUGAAAAUGAUGAGCGGAUUGCGAUCAUUGACAACGAGCUCAAAUUACUCCAACAACGUCGUCUUCAUCUCGCCAACGCCAACGCCAGUCUGCGCUCGCGGCUGGCACCCGUGCGUCGCCUCACGUUUGAUGUGCUUUCCCUCAUCUUUCGUCACCACGUCCACAUUUAUGACGGGGACCCGUGGACGCUCGCACAUGUCUCCAGGACCUGGAGAUCCGCCGCGUUUGCAGACCGUGCACUUUGGACUGGCCUUCACGUCCAGCUCUGCCCUAUUCUCCCGAGUGCUCCUCCUGAGAACAGGCGUAUAACAGGCCGAGAAUACUGUUCAAAUAUCACACAGCUCGAUCUUGCACUUCGUAGAGCAUCCAACCAUGGCUUGGACGUCAAGAUUGCAUCCCCCUCGGCCUUUCCGACCGUCGUUCGUGCACACGUCGUCGACAUGCUCCAUCUCAUCUCACAGCACAUGGGUCGCUGGAAUUCGCUCGAGAUUGAGGGCUCCAUCUCUCGUCUGCCUGGAUUAAACGCCUCUCCUCCGUCCAACCUCGAACGUCUUACACUCAAGACCAGGGACACUUCCCUCCUUCAGCUCAUAAACAACUCGUCCAUCAACCUCAAAUCACUCACCUCAACACAAAUGGACCUCUCAAACUUUACAGCCGCCAUCUGGCUGCCCACUCUCCGUUUCCUGGACAUUACCAUUCCAAUCGACCACAGGAUCCCGCCACAGACGGAAAUCCUCAAAGAUAUCUUGGCGCGUGCAGUGUUACUCGAGGAACUAACUCUAGACUUUCAUCAAAUGCAGCUCCAAGUGGGCGAACUCGUCCGCCUCCCAUCCCUUCGCAAACUGCAGCUCUACGACAUUCCUCAGCUUCUUCCGUUUGACUGUCCCAACCUCACCCACCUCCUUGUCUCAGUCGGAAAACGGCGGCCAAUCCUUACAACCGCGCCGCUGCCGACGCCUUCCAAGGCCCUUUAUCUCCCCUCUCUCCGUUCACUCACCUUUCAACACCCGAACCUUGCAGCAAUAUCGGCCAUUGUCGCUCCAAACCUUGAGCAACUCGUCAUUAGUCCCCAAGUGCGCGUGAUUGCACCUCAGUACAACGACAACGCUCUUCGUUCCAUAUGGAGCGACGAAAAGCGUGCGACUGGUACCAUGUUAUCCCCCCGUGUGCUUCACCUCGAAGACUUGCACGUGUCUGCAGAGACAAUCCGAUAUCUGCUCGGAUAUUUGCACGGCCUCGAAAACUUGACCAUCAAAUGGGUCAGAACGGACCACACGGUUGUUCUCAACAGCUUGGUAGAGUCCAUCUCCCCAGCCAAAGGCCAAGGUCCCGAUACCACAGGCAAGCUGGCCCGACCGACGCUCUGUCCAUCCCUCCAAACGCUCGUCAUCCACGACACCAGCACUCUGCGGUCCACGGAUACCAAAGCCAUGGAGGCGGCCCUUCUCAGCAUUGUAAGCAUUCGUCGGCAAUCAGGUUACCCUCUCAAAUCGGUCACUUGCAAGUGGCCGCAAGGAUGCGACAUGGACGAGUUUAAAAUUUAG